AUGGAGAAGAUUCACUUCCCUGAGACGAUAUUCACAAUUCACCAAGUGCUCAUCUUGGUCUCGAUCCUAGUCAAGGACUUGUCUCUCAAGUCCAUGUCCUUCCUCCAGGACUUCGUCGGAUUCUGCACUUGCAUGUCCGUUUUGCAUCAUGAUGAUGAUGAUGAAGAUCAGAAACAGCAGCAGCAGCUACAAGAGCCGCCUGUGCAAAAUGCUGCCUCUGUUGAGGGUCUCCGAAGAGGGGACUUGGAGCUAAUUCUAUCAAGAAUGGGCUUGGAUCCGAGCGAAGAAGACGAAGAGGAGGAGGAUCUAUACGAGCUCCUCCCGAACUUGUUCGCGGAGGAGGAGCCGAGCUUGGAGGAGCUGAGGCAGGCCUUCUUCGUCUUCGACAAGAACGACGACGGCUUCAUCGACGCCCGCGAGCUGCGCAGGGUUCUCUCGGAGCUCGGAGUCCGAGAUCAGAGGUUGGAUUUGGACGCCUGUGAAAGGAUGAUCCGAGUGCACGACCGGAACCGCGACGGAGUGAUGGAUUUUGGGGAGUUCGUAAGGUUCAUGGAGAUCGGUUUUUGUUGA
This is a messenger RNA of Zingiber officinale, 570 nucleotides long. RefSeq names its product probable calcium-binding protein CML46. The record is from RefSeq and is a predicted model, not a curated record. Gene Ontology annotation, molecular function: calcium ion binding. NCBI's taxonomy places the organism in Eukaryota, Viridiplantae, Streptophyta, Magnoliopsida, Zingiberales, Zingiberaceae. Bases 1 to 570 code for a protein of 189 amino acids. The transcript has a single exon.